Yamadazyma jaroonii is the source of this 1392-nucleotide messenger RNA. The record is from the annotation of a GenBank genome assembly. Lineage: Eukaryota; Fungi; Ascomycota; Pichiomycetes; Serinales; Debaryomycetaceae.
AUGGAUUGGAAGAACCCUAUUGCUACGAUAUUGAUUUCGACAUUGUCUAUCAUCGUAUCACUUAAUAAGCCCAAUAAGAUUGUUAAGUCGACCAAUGAUAUUCUAAACUUAGGAGUGGCUAACGAUAUAUCGUUGAGCCUUGCUGUGUUGAUACCUAUCAUUUCAUCUAUCAACUUGAUAAUGAUCUAUAAAUAUGAUAUAAUGUUCUUAAUGAAGAGAGUGAUGAUAUUAGUAUCCAUUGGGUCCAACCUUCAAAUGUUCAACAAAUUUUUAAACUUUGUCAAUUACAAGAAUUUUUUAGGAAUCAAGAAUUUCAAGAUAUCGAUAACAGAUACUGAUUUACCAUCUGGAUUUAUUGAAGAUAUAAAGUAUGAUGAAAUCUUUGGAGAGGAGAAUCUUGAAAAGGAAAGAAACCUCAAAAGGUGGUUGAAAGUCAACCAUUUUCGAGUUUUAUCGCCAAGCUUAGAGAGAUCUGGAGGUUUAGUUUUCAAUGUAAUCAAUAUAGUAUCGUUAUGCUUGUCCGCUAUUCUUACAUACUUAUACCACAAUGAAAAACGGUGGUAUUUGUCCAACUUGAUAGCCUUAGGUUACAUCAUGAACUUCAUCAAUUCCGUCAGAUUACCUAAUUUCAAAGUUUCAUUUGUUUUACUCUUGGGACUUUUAAUUUAUGACGUGUUUUUCGUUUUCAAAACCGAUGUGAUGGUAACUGUGGCUAAGUCAGUUGACUUGCCCAUAAAAUUGGUUUUUCCAAUGAACGACACUUUCUCCAUAAUUGGCUUAGGGGAUAUUGUCCUUCCUGGUUUGUUUAUUAACUUGUGUUACAACCACAGUAGAAAAUACUUCAUAAUAUCAGUCAUAAACUAUUGCAUUUCAUUGGCGGAAUGUUUCUUUGUGUUAAAUUACUACAAUUUCGGCCAGCCAGCUUUGCUUUAUAUCGUCCCUCAUCUCCUUUUGUCAUCAGUAUUCACAGCUUUGGUCCAGGGAGAAUUAUCAGAGUUGUUUUCAUACGAAAUGUUGAAAUUUGACGAAAACUUUGUUUAUGAUGAAGACAGUGUUGAUGAAAUCAUUGAAGCACAAUCCGAAGAUGAAGACGAAGAUGAUGACUAUAGGUUAGAUAGUUAUGACGAGUGGGAGUUCAAAGUUGAGGAUUUGGACACCGACGUUGAUACUUUGGAAAGCAUUGACGAUAUUAUCUAUCAGUUUGGUGAAGAUAGUGAUGAUGGAACGUUCAUCAUCAAGUCAGGACUGGAAAUGGAAGAAAGUGAUAUUGAGAAUGACUAUGGGGAUGAAGGGGAAGAAGAAGUUGGCGAGGAUGGUGGGAGAAAGGAUGAUGAAGACAUCGAGACUCUUUUGAAUGACAUCCAACGUUCUCCCCGCUAUAGAUAUAUAUGA